AUGGGAAUACCUGUAAGUCAUAGUGAACACCGUAGAACUACAAAACCGAGCCUGACCAGCGCCCAGGCUAAGAACAUGCCAGAAGGGUGGACCAACGACCCAUCUGAGCUUGAGGAAUUUUUUUCUCCUGGUUCUGGAGAGGCCGAUCUCGCCCAAUGCCAUGGACUGCGAGAUAUCAAACUUCUAGUGAUGGGAACCCGAGAUUCUGGAGAUAUGCAGCAUAUAAUCAAGUCAGGACGUCGUUAUUACUGGGGGUAUCUUAUGAUCGACUAUAUCUUCGAGAUUACGAACCCUAAGACUUUCCCGGCAAUUCUGCGUGCUCUUGCCACCAAGGGGGAUAGUGGUUUGAAGUAUAGAAAACUUAAGCAGGUGGAGACAGUUGAGAUGGAGCCCCGGGAGCAGAGGGUGGUUGAAGAAGAAGGCCCAAGGCUGUUUGUUCCUUACAAUCCAAACGCUCCUUCCGUGUCAGACAAGUGA
Messenger RNA from Aspergillus oryzae RIB40, 477 nucleotides. RefSeq lists its product as uncharacterized. The coding region runs from base 1 to 477 and encodes 158 amino acids. NCBI's taxonomy places the organism in Eukaryota, Fungi, Ascomycota, Eurotiomycetes, Eurotiales, Aspergillaceae. The transcript has a single exon. The record is from RefSeq and is a predicted model, not a curated record.